AUGUCAUUCAACAAUGGCAUUGUCCAAGAAUACUGGCAUCCAUUGGGUCAGCAAUCAGACGCAGAGAAUGCGGAAAUGCUGAAACAAGUCAACAACCAGAUAGAGAAAAAUGGAAUAGGCCGGCCAAAGGGGUACAAUGUCUCAUGGCACUCGAAUCCAGAUAUCGAAAAGCAUCACUUUGGACAUGCGCAUCCAAUGAAGCCAUGGCGGCUCACUCUGGCCAAAGGGUUAAUCAUGUCAUAUGGCAUGCAUGCUGCGAUGGAUACUUUUGUCUCGAGGCAGGCUACGAGGGAGGAACUAGAAGACUUUCAUAGCGACGAAUACCUUGACUACCUAAAAACAGCCAAGGUGGCAGCUCCAAUCGACGAUAUUCCAGUAGACUUCAACCUUGGUGGAUCGGAUUGUCCUAUCUUUGAAGGCUUAUUCAACUACUGCUCAAUGUAUGCUGGAGCCUCGAUUGAUGCAGCACGAAAACUUUGCAACAACGAAUCUGAUAUCGCCAUUAAUUGGUCGGGCGGCCUACAUCACGCCAAAAAGGCCGAGGCAUCCGGAUUCUGCUAUGUGAAUGAUAUUGUUUUAGCAAUACUGCAAUUACUGAGAAAGCACCCUCGGGUGUUAUAUAUUGAUAUUGAUGUACAUCACGGAGACGGUGUCGAAGAAGCAUUUUGGUCCACGGACCGAGUAAUGACACUCUCCAUACACAAAUACGAUGGACUAAAUUUCUUCCCUGGAACAGGUGAUCUCGACAGGACAGGACCAGACAGCGAAGAAAACCCAGGUGCCCAUCACGCCGUCAAUGUCCCCUUAGCAGAUGGUAUUGACGACGAACAAUACGUUUGGCUCUUCAAAACCAUUGUGGGAAUGUGUGUAGAGCGCUUCCAACCCACAGCAAUAGUGUUACAAUGCGGCGCCGAUUCUCUGGCUGGGGAUAGACUAGGUCGAUUCAACGUCCAAGUCCAAGGCCACGGCUCAUGCGUCUCCUACUGCAAAUCCCUCAACAUCCCUCUCCUCCUCGUCGGCGGCGGUGGUUACACCCCUCGAAACGUCGCUCGCGCAUGGGCACAUGAAACCAGCAUCGCCAUCGGCUGCGACGCGACCUUAGAUCCCAUCAUCCCCAUGCACACACCCUACCGACAACACUUCCGCUACGACACCAUCUUCCCGACCUUGGAACAGAUCCUCGCAGGCGAAAACCGCCCCAAUCGCAACCCGGACAAGAAGAUCCGGGAGAUCAUUGCGUCGGUGACGGAGCAGUUGCGGUUUGUCAAUUGUGCCCCGAGUGUGCAGAUGACGAGUAUUCCACCUGAUCUUACGUCUUUCAAGGAUGAUGUUGAGGAUCGGCUGAGGGAGGAGAAGGAGGAGUAUGAUAAGGAGUCGAGGAGGAAUAAAGAGCAAGGUCUUGGGGUGCCGAUGGAGUAUUGA
This is a messenger RNA of Hymenoscyphus albidus, 1422 nucleotides long. NCBI's taxonomy places the organism in Eukaryota, Fungi, Ascomycota, Leotiomycetes, Helotiales, Helotiaceae. The record is from the annotation of a GenBank genome assembly.